Eleginops maclovinus (Patagonian blennie) is the source of this 2453-nucleotide messenger RNA. RefSeq names its product immunoglobulin superfamily, member 5b (gene igsf5b). The record is from RefSeq and is a predicted model, not a curated record. Lineage: Eukaryota; Metazoa; Chordata; Actinopteri; Perciformes; Eleginopidae. The transcript has 10 exons. Bases 183 to 1268 code for a protein of 361 amino acids.
CACGGGGCAAAGUUCCCCCUGAGUUUCUGGUAAUAUUUAACUGGAAAGUUUUGGGAGAGUACGAGGAAGGAGCAGCAUCGUUGACAUGCACGGGUUGUGACACCUACCGCUGACCCACAGAGACACCAGGUUGAGGUCCAUGCAGCAUUGAACAAUGGAUUGACUCGACAGACUGAUUAAACAUGGACUCCUUUUUUCUGUUUCUGCUCCUCCUCUCAUGCAGCAUUCAAGUUGGAGCUAAGAUGAGGCUGUCCCCUGAAACACUGACCGUCCUGCGGGGGGAGGAGGCGCGGUUCACCUGCAGCCCCUCCAAAACAAAGUGGACCGCCAUGGUGUGGUUGCUGAACGGCGAGGUGGUGCUCACCAUCUCCAAGGAGUUUGGCUUGCUGCCGUCCGUUAACCCUAACGUGACGGCAGAGAAAGGCAGCGUCUCAUCAGGAGACAGCUGGGUGUUUGUGCUGAAGAAAACCGAGAGGAACAACGAGGGACAAGUGACCUGUGACCUCCAGGGCAGCGACAGGAGAAGAGCAAGCCUGUUAGUACAAGAAAAGGGCAGAGUGAAAGCGGUCGGGGACACCAAGCUGGUUUUUAGGGGUCAGUCCGUCCUGUUUGAAUGCCAUGCUGCAGGAUGGUACCCUCUACCCACUUUGCAAUGGCAUGUGAAUAACAAAAUAGUGAGCCGGGAUGAUUACAACAUCAGCAGUGAAGAGUCGGGGGAGAGCCUCUUCACUGUGACCAGUAACCUCAGCGUUACAGCAGUGAAGAGCUCUUAUGUGGAUUGUCUGGCCUCUGUAUCUGCACUCCCCACACCACUGAAGAGCAGCGUCCGCCUCACAGUGGUUGCAGAGGUGGUGCAGCAGGAGGACGGCUGCACGGCGCCUCUGGCAGUGACGGCCUCCCUCUCUGCGAUUCUGCUGCUCAUCCUGCUCUGCAUCUGCACUAUCCUCUGCUACCAACACAGGAGACAAGCAAAGCCGAGCCCACAGGAGGCGGCAAUAUGGCUCGACCAAUCAGUGAGUGGGAGAACCUCGGUUGCUGAGGCGAGAGGGGGGAAGGUCAACCUGGGAUACUCGAGUGAGGGCCCCACAGAUCCAGUUUACAACGAGCUAAACCUGGAAACUCGUAGGCAGCAGCAGGACUUUGUCAGCUUUCUCAAGGUCCCUGAUGUGGUGUCCUCCAGCAGCCUGUCUCUGCACAACGAGAGCCAGGCACAGGUGUGUCUCUCAGAGGAAACUGCCACGAACAUCAGGAGAAUAACCACAGUUUAAUAUGUUUAAUAUGAUAUUACUUAAUAUAAAUAUAAUGUGUUCUUUUGUUCAUGAGUUGGUCAUUAACAUGCAUUUGUACGAUAUCAUGUAUUGAUUUUUUUAGUAAAGCUAAAGGCUAAUGUUAUGUGCCUUUAAAUGUGACCAAAAUGUUACGUUUAUAUUUUUUCUUUGUUUGUUUGUCUGUUUUAAAACUUGCUUGUACGGAAGAUGAUUAGCGCCAUGUGAAAUUUCUUCCCCAGAUCUGACCAGAGGUGACAUUUUCUUUGAAUUCUGAUCAAAAAAUACUGACAAUCAAGAUUUUUUUCCUCAAAAUUAGGAUUUCUUUCCUGAGAAAUACAUGUUUUCAAACGUCACUUUUGGUCAAAUACACCAAAAAUGCUCACGUGUUGCCCUAAUCCUCUUCCGUACGCUGGAUGUGCCUCACUAUGCAAAUGUACACCUCUGUUACUAUUCAUCCUAUGUUAUUCUCUGUGUGUAGGCUAUAGUUUAUCAAAAUGUUACAAGAUGCAUAUCAACCAUAACAAAGGGGAUAAUGAGAACUGAGAGGUUUUAAUUCAUACUUCUCCAUUAUUGCAGAUCCCUUGUAACUAAUUGUGAAAUAUUAUCAAUUAUCUUGUAAAUAAAGGCUUGCAAAAAAGUAAAAAUGUUUUACCUUUAGCAUGUAAUAUGUAAACAGUUUUUGGAAUAUAUACAUUGUCCUUUAACUUUCCUUUAGCUCAUAUGUAUAUAGUUUAUGCAGGCUAUUGAAAAGUGGACAGAAAUGAAAUAUAAAGUAGAUUUCAAGAGAAAAUUAUUAAAGUUUAUUUGAAUUUUGGUCGUCGUUUUGCAGCUUUGGGGCAUCAUUUGUAUGGAUAAGGAUAAUAUAAAAACGUGUUUUUAUUAAUUGCUGGAAUCAGAUCGAAUUGCAGUAAGAUAGGAAACAUUUUUCUAGAUGAUCUUAAAUAUUCUGUGAAGGUGAAAUGAUUUGCAGUGUUCCAUUAUCAAACUGUGGCUGCGCACAGGGCAACUUUUGUGUGUACUUGAUUCAUUUUGGAUGCAAAAGUGUCUGGUGAAAGCAGAUAGAUAUUGAUGCUAAUGUUGAUAUAGAUGCUAUCCUCCCCAGAAUGCACUGCCAUUCCCAUUCCCUUUUCUCAUUUCUGUUUCCCUCUGUACUACUGACUGGUAAAGUAUGAUGUUCCUUUCUUC